Molecule: messenger RNA, 1116 nt
Organism: Solanum stenotomum
Lineage: Eukaryota; Viridiplantae; Streptophyta; Magnoliopsida; Solanales; Solanaceae
Product: F-box/kelch-repeat protein At3g23880-like
Exons: 1
Coding region: 1-1116 (371 amino acids)
Molecular function (GO): protein binding
Source: RefSeq, a predicted model, not a curated record
AUGGCUACGAGUAGGGCUUUUUCUGAAGAAUUAUUAAGAGAGAUUCUAUUGAGUUUGCCUGUGAAAUCGUUGCUAAGAUUCAAAUGUGUAUGCAAAAAUUGGGGCAGUCUUAUCAAUAACCCUAGCUUUACUGUAGACCACUUGAAUUUAAGUAAGAAGAAGAAGCCUCCGCAACACUUGAUUUAUGAUUAUGGUGCAACCGAUGAUGCCCCUACUGUUACUUUGGUUUCCGAUAAGGGUAUAGAUGAACAAAAUUUCCAAAGGUUUGGAGAUAAUAUUACCAACAUGUUAGGUUCUAUUGAUGGCGUGUUUUUCAUAGAAAGACAAAUUGAUAAUGCCAUUUUGUGUACAUUAUGGAAUCCAGCUAACAGAGAGGUGAGACACCUCCCUGCCACCACAAUUAGCUUUGAAUAUUUUAUAUGUGAUCGCCAUUUAGUGUUUGGAUUAGAUCCUAUGACUAAGGAUUAUAAAGUGAUUUAUUAUAAUCACAUGGAAGAAUAUGCAGCGAUCUACUCAUGUUCUAGGGAUUCAUGGAAAAUAUUCAAACAUAAUCUAGACGUACAUCAAAAUCCUAGUACGUGUGUACGAAACUUUUAUAGCAGUGUUGAUUAUCUGAAUGGUUAUUAUUAUUGGCUGAUAAAGGAGGUCACAAAUAAACUUAGUAUUCUUUCAUUUGACUUUGGGAAUGAGGUGUUUGUAGAGAUGGAAGGGCCAUCACGUGGUCACGAGGAUUAUAAUUGGUCGGCAGAACUAAUGUUGCUUGGUGACUCCGUUGGCAUCUUGAACUCUGUCGACGGGUUUGUUAAUGAUGUAUGGGUAAUGAUACAACUAGGCGUUUGGAACAAACUUCUGACCAUUCAUCUCACUACGCCUGUUAAGUCAUUUUAUGACAACUCUUUUAUUUUGGUAACUAAAAGUUCCCGGCUGGUCUCAUAUAAUGUUAGGACAAACAAGACGAGGCUUUUUGAAUAUCGUCAUCCGGGACUGAAGUCGAAUCCACAGUGUGGUGGCUGUGGGGUUUACUAUUAUAAAGAGAGCUUAGUAACAAUUAAACGACAAGGGAAUAGUGAGCUCCACCUCAGUCGUUGUUUGACAAAAGUGAUGAACAUAUAUUAA